GCAGGCCGGGAUCAGCCUUUAAGAUGGCGUCUCCUCAGGGGGGCCAGAUUGCGAUCGCGAUGAGGCUUCGGAACCAGCUCCAGUCAGUGUACAAGAUGGACCCACUACGAAACGAGGAGGAGGUUCGAGUGAAGAUCAAAGAUCUGAAUGAGCACAUAGUUUGCUGCCUGUGCGCCGGCUACUUCGUGGAUGCCACCACCAUCACCGAGUGUCUUCAUACCUUCUGCAAAAGUUGUAUCGUGAAGUACCUCCAAACCAGCAAGUACUGCCCCAUGUGCAACAUCAAGAUCCACGAGACACAGCCACUGCUAAAUCUCAAGCUGGACCGGGUCAUGCAGGACAUCGUGUACAAGCUAGUGCCUGGCUUGCAAGACAGUGAGGAGAAACGGAUUCGAGAAUUCUACCAAUCCCGAGGCUUGGACCGGGUCACCCAGCCUAGUGGAGAAGAGCCAGCCCUGAGUAACCUUGGCCUCCCCUUCAGCAGCUUCGACCACUCGAAAGCCCACUACUAUCGCUACGAUGAGCAACUGAGUCUAUGCCUGGAGCGGCUGAGUUCUGGCAAAGACAAGAAUAAAAGCGUCCUGCAGAACAAGUAUGUUCGAUGUUCUGUUAGAGCUGAGGUACGUCAUCUCCGGAGGGUCCUGUGUCACCGCUUGAUGCUAAAUCCUCAGCAUGUGCAGCUCCUUUUUGACAAUGAAGUUCUCCCUGAUCACAUGACAAUGAAGCAGAUAUGGCUGUCCCGCUGGUUCGGCAAGGUAAGCCAGGACCCAGCCAGGUCCCAGGCAGUACCCAGAGAAAGGGUGGGCUGAGGGGCCCUUUGGAUAAGAACACUCCCCACUGAAUACUUCUUCCCCUUGUUCUCCCCUUAGCCAUCCCCUUUGCUUUUACAAUACAGUGUGAAAGAGAAGAGGAGGUAGGGGUGAAACCCCACCCCAUUCCAGUCCCCUUCCUUCCCCAGAUAUUUAUGUGAAAUUAACUGCAUCUUUAUUUUUUAAAAUAAAAACUUUUAAAAAGCA
Molecule: messenger RNA, 1016 nt
Organism: Carlito syrichta (Philippine tarsier)
Lineage: Eukaryota; Metazoa; Chordata; Mammalia; Primates; Tarsiidae
Gene: PCGF1
Product: polycomb group ring finger 1
Exons: 8
Coding region: 24-809 (261 amino acids)
Biological process (GO): negative regulation of transcription by RNA polymerase II
Cellular component (GO): PRC1 complex
Molecular function (GO): promoter-specific chromatin binding
Source: RefSeq, a predicted model, not a curated record